CGUCCAACUCUCUCUUUCUCUUUCUCUCUCUCUCUCUUUCUCCAUCUCACUCAUUAAUCAGAGAAAACUCGAACUCAGAUUUAGUAAUCUCGGGAAUUAUCGUCGAUAUCGAAAUUUUAAAGCCAAGAUGAAGUUUGGAGAGACUUUUACAGAGUACCUCCACGGAGAGCAGGAGAGGUUUCUGAACAAAUGCUCGCACGUCGAGUACAAGAGGCUUAAAAAGGUCUUGAAGAGCUGCCGGGUUUGCCGUGCCUUAGAAAACCAAAGCAGCAGCGAGCAUGCGGAGGGCGAAGAGAGCAAUGAGUUAUCCGAGUUCUGUCGAUGCAAUUCUUGUCCAUUGUGUGAUCAGAUGUUCUUUGCCGAGCUCACGAGAGAGGCCACAGAGAUAGCUGGCUGUUUUAGCUCGAGAGUAAGGCGCCUCCUCCACCUUCAUGUUUCUUCCGGCGUUCAACGAUGCAUGUGGCGUUUACGCCAUUGUUUCGCAGAUGAUCAGCAAGUCAUGAUCCAGGAAGGACGGAUGCUGCUCGAUUAUGUGACGAUGAAUGCAAUAGCGAUCAGUAAAAUUCUUAAGAAGUAUGACAAGAUACAUGGCUCGGUCAGUGGGAGAGAUUUCAAAACAAAAUUGCGGGCUAAACGUAUUGAACUCCUGCAGUCGCCUUGGCUGAUAGAAUUAGGUGCAUUUUACUUGAAUUUCAGUGAUUCAGAUUCAGGAGAACCUGCUGAAUUCUUCCGGAAGUUCUCUUGUGAUCUUAAUGAUACCCAGCCUGCAAUGACUAUGUCUAUUUCCGACUCUGUGAAGUACGAAUACAGCUUGACUUGUGCUAUCUGCUUGGAUACCGUGUUUAAUCCGUAUGCAUUAAGUUGCGGUCAUCUCUUCUGUAAAGGCUGCGCCUGCUCUGCAUCUUCCGUGUUACUCUUCCAAGGCCUCAAAGCUGCGCCUCGCAGCGCCAAGUGUCCUGUUUGUAGAGCGGUUGGUGUUUACAAUGAUGCAGUGCAAAUGACAGAACUGGAUCUACUACUAAGAAAUAGAUGCAAUGAUUACUGGAAAGAGAGAUUGCGAGCCGAGCGAGCCGAGAUGGUGAAGCAAUCCAAAGAGUACUGGGAAUCUCAGGCUAUUUUGACAAUGGGGCUCUGAAUCGAAAGAAAUGGAAUCGAUUUGUUCGAGUUAUUACUAACAUCUGCUGAUCAGCCAAGCUUUUCUAGCAAGCAAGUGAACAAUUCUCUUUUUUGUUCUUCUCUCUCAGCGCGGAGAAAAGUCGCGAACUAAUUAGAACCAUGACCAUAUUUCUGUUAACUCGUCGCGUGUGUCCGUUGCUUGAUGCGAUCUCUUGUUAUGAUCUCUUUUUCUUUUUUUGAAUUCGAUUUGUUUGACUUUUGAAUUGAUGUUUCUGUGGAAGAACAUUGUGAUAAUGUUUCUGUAGCUUUGCUGGUUCUGUGA
This is a messenger RNA of Ananas comosus (pineapple), 1438 nucleotides long. RefSeq names its product probable E3 ubiquitin-protein ligase BAH1-like 1. The coding region runs from base 128 to 1135 and encodes 335 amino acids. The record is from RefSeq and is a predicted model, not a curated record. NCBI's taxonomy places the organism in Eukaryota, Viridiplantae, Streptophyta, Magnoliopsida, Poales, Bromeliaceae. The transcript is spliced from 7 exons.